GCAACAAAUUAGCAACAAAAGGGCAAUAAAUUUCUGUGCUAGUCCCAUGCGAUUGUGCUGAAAGGGCUGUGCCAGCUUAAUAGACGUAAUUAAGUAUUAACGUCAGGCCCCAAAAAGCACCAGCCAUUCCUGUUAUAAAUAUGUAUUUGUAAAAAGCGCAAAAUCACUUCAACCGGAUAAGAUCCAAAGGUUAACUUCUUGGUAGGUGAUUUAAGUAUGGCAGUAGAUCGAUUCGAUGCAUAAACUAAUAGUUCACAUUUCCUCGUUACGUUGUCAUAUUGAAACACGGCAGCACGGUAGCAAGAAUCAAAACUGAGGCGAAAUCGCAGUGUAUCUGUCACUUGCGAGACUAUCAGUAGGAACGCACUCUAACGCAAUGGGCUUAUUCGAGACAUUCUAUUAUUACUGGACUGAAAAAGCUGAUCCACGAUCAAGAGAUUGGUUGCUAAUCGGCUCGUCAUAUCAAAUUCCGCUUAUAAUGUUUGUUUACUUAUACACCGUUUUUUAUUGGGGCCCUCGAUAUAUGAAAGACAAGCCGCCCUAUGACCUGAGAACAUUUAUCAAAUUCUACAAUUUGUUACAAAUCGUAGCAAAUGCUUGGUUAGUGCGAGAAUAUAUAACUGUAGAAUGGCUGAUCACAAUACCGCUAACAUGCUCGGCUUUACGUUAUUCCUAUGAGCCGCAUAAGUACAAGAUAACUGUGAUUCUAUGGUGGACUCUACUGCUGAAAAUAUUGGAUCUCACAGAGACGGUGUUAUUUGUACUGAGAAAGAAGAACGAGCAAAUCUCGGUGUUACACAUAUACCAUCAUGUGUCGACUGUAAUAAUCAUAUGCAUAUUCAUGAAGUACACAGCCAAUGAAAUAAUCACGCUCGUACCAUUGCUCAAUUGCAGCGUGCACUUCAUCAUGUAUAAUUAUUACUUAUUUUCGUCCUUCGGGCCGCGCAUUCGGAUGAUCAUCGCGCCAUGCAAACGUUACAUAACAAUAAUUCAGAUGGUGCAGUUCUGCAUUCUGAUAGCGUACGCAGCGCAGUCGAGUUUGUCGGACUGUAAGUCCGUGAGGAACUUAGGAUAUAUAUUCAUUCUAAAUGUAACAAUAAAUUUGUGUCUGUUCUAUAAGUUUUAUCAAAGAACAUACAUUACAAAAGCGAAGUAACAAAAUAAGAAAGAAAUACAAGGCGUCUACCACAGAAUAAAAGUGCGACAUGAAUCUCCUUCAUUUUUUAGGUAUGGAUGAAAGAUUUGGUUGUAUAACAAUUUGGUUAAACAUACAGGGUGUCUUAAAAAUACCGGAACCCCCGGAUAACUUUGCAAGAUCAAGUUUUCAUGA
Messenger RNA from Harpegnathos saltator (Jerdon's jumping ant), 1330 nucleotides. Its product is annotated as elongation of very long chain fatty acids protein AAEL008004-like. The transcript has 4 exons. Gene Ontology annotation, molecular function: fatty acid elongase activity. The record is from RefSeq and is a predicted model, not a curated record. Lineage: Eukaryota; Metazoa; Arthropoda; Insecta; Hymenoptera; Formicidae. Gene Ontology annotation, biological process: fatty acid elongation, monounsaturated fatty acid; fatty acid elongation, polyunsaturated fatty acid; very long-chain fatty acid biosynthetic process. The coding region runs from base 377 to 1156 and encodes 259 amino acids. Gene Ontology annotation, cellular component: endoplasmic reticulum membrane.